AUGGAUUCAACCAGUGGUAUCGUUCACAACAGCGGUGUAGCAAACGGCGACUUGGUUCAUUUACCUCUCGAAGAGGUUCGCGUGAAUUCCUCAAUUAUUGACAUAUCGGCGAGAGUAACCCUGACUCAAUCGUUCCUCAAUCCAUCUGAGCAUGCCACAAAUAAAGCAGUAUACUAUUUUCCAGUGCCAGCAUCGGCAGCUAUCUGUGCUUUUGAGAUGCGACUCGAUGAUGGGCGAAUUAUUAAAGGCAUUUCCAGAGAUAACAAAUCAGCUGUGGAAGAGUUUGAGAGAGCUGUCAGAGAGGGCAGAGAAGCGUCUCUCCUGAAAUGGGUCACAGAUGAUAUAUUCACCAUAUCGAUCGGCUCCAUCCCGGCUCACCAGACGGUCGAAACCAAGCUCGUAUUUGUGAUGAACCUGAUGAACGAGGACACCGACCAAAUUCGUUUUUAUCUACCCAUGCAUGUUGGUCAACGCUACGGCGAACUACCACUGGAGCUCGUCGGUUCCUCUCAAGCGUCCCCACAGACACGAGUUCGCAUUACCACUGAUAUUCAAACAAGCGGGCGCAUUCUAAAGAUUGAUAGUCCAAGUCACGCAGGCGAAAUCAUUUCCAGCCAGUACCCUACUCACCUGAAUCGUCCAUCACGACGUAGAGCGACGGUCAAGUUCAAGUCCAAAACUUUCCUCAACUGUGACUUCGUCCUUAUCAUAGAGGCUGAGAAGCUCGAUUCCCCUCGAUGCUUUGCAGAACUUGAAGGCGAUCCCGAUCGUAAAGCCAGUCUAGCACUGCAGUUGGCGAUUGUUCCAAAGUUCAAUUUAGUUUCGAACCGACCUCAGGAAUACAUAUUCGUUGUUGAUAGAAGUGGUAGCAUGGCGAAUGCUCGUAUCGAGACUGCUAAACGUACUCUUGAGAUGCUCCUUCGUAUGCUUCCACAAAGUCAAACAUUCUUCAAUAUAAUUAGUUUUGGGAGUGAUACUGACCGUCUAUGGGAUGACAGUCAAGUUUAUAGCCAGCGUACGCUUGACAUUGCGACAAGUCUAGUUGAACGUAUGGAUGCAAACUUUGGAGGCACUGAAAUUCUUAAUGCGAUGCGGAAUGUCCUGAGCUCCCGUCGUUCAGACAUAGCGACUGCGAUUUUCCUUUUGACAGAUGGCGAGGCUUAUCAAAUCGAUGAUACGACAAGACUUGUCCAGAAUGCGACCGAUAGUGCAUCGGCGUCUGCCCCCCUUCAUGUCUACGUGCUAGGCAUAGGUGAACAGGUUUCAACGGCAAUGUGCGAAGGAAUUGCUGGAGCAGGAAAUGGUGUAUGCUUAUUUGCCCAUCAAGCGGAAAGCAUCACCUCGAAAUGUGCUCGUCUACUUCGUGCAGGUCGAACGCCUUUCAUCAAGAAUGCCACGAUCGACUGGGGUCUUUCAGAAGAAUAUAUCGCCUCGGCCUCGAAUUCAGUCUUCUUUUCCAAUAAUGCAUCUUCCCAAAGGCUUACUCGCCUUAGGUCCUUCCCUGUUCUCCAACAAGCACCGACCAAAAUAGGCGAUAUUCAUGCUGGAGUACGCUUCACAGUAUACGCGAUCCUUCGUCUAAAGAGAGUUGCUGUCCCUGUAGAAGUGAUUCUUCGAGGUAACCUCGAUGACACAGGCGAACCUUUCGAGUGGCGUGUUCCCAUCCGAGGUGUUCAAUUGACUAACGAGGAGCCAGGACUUUCAGCUAUCCACACAAUUGCAGCCUGGCACUUCAUUCAAGAACAUGACAUGGGCCGUGCGCCCCUCCCGUCGUAUCUUCCUAGUCCAGGAAUCAUUCCUGCACUCAAGGAACUGCACGAGGCAGCAAUUAUUCGUUUGGGUGAGACAUAUCAGCUUGCCAGUCGAUACACAUCCUUUGUUGCUGUUGAAUCAGGGAGAGCUGCAAGUCGUGGGAGGCGACGUCGGAGUGACUUUGGUAGUUGGACCCCUGAACCUGCGGCCAGUCGCUCACGGUCACCUAGUCAAGCCGCUUCCGGUGUCAAUACAGCUGGGUCUCUGAGCUCACCGUUGAGGACUCUCUAUGCAGAUCUUAUAUCUGGACUGACAGCACUAUUUGCACCCACGAGCUCAUCCACCACGAUGCCGGGCGAAUGGCCAGAGCAUUCUCCAUCGACCACUACUGUCCAUGGCGAUAACACUGAUGAAGGGUAUCAAAGUUCAGAUAGCGCAAGAACGUUUACAACUAUCAGUUCUGUCUUUGGAUGGAAUUCAGAAAAAAGCGAUUGGAGUGAUUCUCCUAUCGCUGAGGAAACUCAAGGAGGGCCUGCCCCGCAAUUCGUGCCUGUACGUUUCGCCCCUCCUCACAUCCAACAAUCAUCUCUCCCUAUCCCGCCUCGAACUCGUUCCCCUCCUCCUCCUCCUCCAAUUUUGCCGGAAAUAGUGGACCUGGUCAAGGAGCAGCAGUUUGACGGAUCAUACAAUCUCAACGAUAAGCUACGCUUGUUAGUUGGUGAUGCAGCGUACAGUGAACCAUUAACGCGUGGAUUGGACCACAAGACAUGGGCAACAGCGCUGUCAGUGGCAUAUAUCAAGAUACAACUGGGGAACCAGAGAGAAUUGGUCGAUGACUUGGUGUAUAAAUCGCUGGAGUAUUUGCAAAUUGGGGGUAACGAAUAUUUGAUUGAACGAGCUACAACCUUAAUAACAACCAUAUGA
This is a messenger RNA of Lentinula edodes (shiitake mushroom), 2676 nucleotides long. Its product is annotated as von Willebrand factor type A domain-containing protein. NCBI's taxonomy places the organism in Eukaryota, Fungi, Basidiomycota, Agaricomycetes, Agaricales, Omphalotaceae. Bases 1 to 2676 code for a protein of 891 amino acids. The record is from RefSeq and is a predicted model, not a curated record. The transcript has 6 exons.